GGAUCCGAUUCGUGGAUAGCCCCACACCCUCACCCUCGCCCUCACACGAAGGCUAUCUUCACUGGCCUCGAGCACAAAAUGCAUUGGCCGAGCGGAUGAGAGGAAGAUGGCUGCCACCAGCCUCAGCUCGUCCCCGUCCAGGGUUACUGCAAACCUAGGAGGAGUCCCCAGAUCUUCCUCGUCAUACACCCAGCUCACCUUCUGCUCGAGGCAUCCCUUCCAGAAGGCGGCGGCUGCUGCAGCAGCCUUCCAGAAGCUUCCACCCGAGCUUCUCCUGCUGUCGCGGGCAAGGAAUAAGCAUGCAAGAACCACCUGCCCUGCCACGGACAACGACCAAGCGGCGCCGGCCGCGGCGCAAGAAACAGCCACCACCACCCCUCCUCCGGCCGCGCCCAGGCCCAGCGCAGAGAAUACGCCGGUGACGCCCGGCAACGGCCAGCCGCAGCAGUCGGGCGCCAACGGCAUACUGCCGAACGAGCCACCGAAGCGGGCGCCGCUGACGGCGCGGGAGCGGCUGCGCGCGGCGCGGGUGCUGGGCAAGUACGCGGAGCCGUCGGCGAAGGGGGCGGCGUCGAAGUCGGCCAAGCCGGAGUUCGGGAGCGGGGUGCUGGACGCGCUGCGUGAGGCGGACGCGAAGAAGGCCGGGGCCGGGGGCGGGCGGCGGCGGUCGCGGCUGCCCGAGGCGCCGGGCAACCUGUUCGACGACAGCAAGCGCGGACUGCCCAAGGACGGGUGGACGUUCGAGCUGCCGUUCGGGGUGGACGUGUUCCUCGUCCUCGUAUCCUUCACGCUCAUCACCACAAUCAUGUUCGGCACCGCCUACCUCGUCUGGAAGCUCGGCGCCAUACACUUCAACGAGUACUAGUCUGCCAUGUAGUGUCUAGCUUGCACUCUUGCAGUGCCAGAUGAGAGAAUCGCGUGGUUCUGUACUAUAUUGCCGGGCAUGGUUUGGAGGCAGAUUUUUUAGAGCAUAGAAAUGACGUGAUUGUACGAAUCCGUAGUUAUUGCUUGAAACAUUUUUUUUAUUGUCGCCACAAGCAAGAAUCCACAGAUUUUCUUGUCA
This is a messenger RNA of Phragmites australis (common reed), 1063 nucleotides long. RefSeq lists its product as uncharacterized. Gene Ontology annotation, cellular component: chloroplast thylakoid membrane. NCBI's taxonomy places the organism in Eukaryota, Viridiplantae, Streptophyta, Magnoliopsida, Poales, Poaceae. The record is from RefSeq and is a predicted model, not a curated record. The transcript is spliced from 2 exons. The coding region runs from base 107 to 865 and encodes 252 amino acids.